Molecule: messenger RNA, 863 nt
Organism: Neohortaea acidophila
Lineage: Eukaryota; Fungi; Ascomycota; Dothideomycetes; Mycosphaerellales; Teratosphaeriaceae
Product: LSM domain protein
Exons: 1
Coding region: 270-596 (108 amino acids)
Cellular component (GO): NatC complex
Source: RefSeq, a predicted model, not a curated record
GCAUCUUCCCUUUCCACGAACACAGCUGCUUGUCUUGACUUUUCCAUUUGCUCAACCUCGAAAGCCAACCAGAUCAGAAACCCUCAAGAGAAAGAUGUACCAUUAGAGCAACUGAAUCCCCGUCUCGAACAAAUCGCCAUGCCGUCUCAAACACAUCCGCCGCCUUGAGCCCGCGAAGUCCGGCUACUGCAAUCAAGGGAGAGAUAAUCAGCCCUCCAAACAAACAGCAGCAGCACUAGCAAUAACACCUCACAAAUAAACCAACGACAAUGUCAAAUCCAGCACCAACAACACAAUCCCCGGACCAAAGCAUCGCCUACCUCGACUCGCUGCUCAACAAAACGCUGCACCUGCACACCUCCGACGGCCGGGUGUUCGUGGGGCAGAUGAAAUGCACGGAUAACGAGCUCAACAUCAUUCUGUCGAUGACGUACGAGUAUCGGAGGAGUGUUGCUGGGGGCGGUGUGGUGGGGAGUACUACCCUGGAGAACCUGGCUGGGAACGCAGUAGGGGAAGGCGGGGCGAUGAAGAAGAGGUUUGUUGGGUUGGUGGUUGUGCCUGGGCGGUUUGUGGAGAGGAUUGAUGUUGAGGAGUAGUUAAUGCUCGUGGCUGCACGAGGAUGGGAAGCAAUUUUUCGAUUUGACUCGUUGAAGAAUGCAUACCUAUUACUUCAUAUCGAGGUUGAGGGAAUCACGAGAGCAUAUCUUUCAUGCAACGAUGCCGCUAUUACGGCGGCUUCGUGUUGGAAGUGGCGACAUAGUAGAUACUGUAUAUACAAUCAACAAAGUCAAUCUGCGUCCAACUACACCGCAAGCCAGUUAUUUUCUCCUCUGCAGAUGCGUGAAGCAGAGUUGCCGUGCCCA